AAUACAUUUCGCCUCAUUCUGUGUCUGUCAUUACCUGAUGGUCACCACUAUUUGGUUCAUUUGGGAGAUUUCACGCAAUGGUUUGGCGGCAGAAGAGCCUAUUUCUUAGUGCCCUUUAUUGUGAUUAAUAUCAACGCCUCGUAUCAGUCGCUCAUUUAUUUAAUUUCAAAUGAAAAGGACUUUCUAUGGAUAAAGAUCUUCGCGUCUCUCAGAGGUCUGAUACCGCCCUCACAGAUGGGUAUUUGGAAGAGGAAAAUACUGGAAGAAGUGAAUGAAUUGUUUGUCAAAAGUGCGUCCCGUAUAUCAUAUAAGAAGAAGAAAUGGCGUUCAGAUGUGACAGACAUUUGCGUCCGCAGCGCUGAUUCCGACAACUCUUCAACAGCCAUACAA
Messenger RNA from Medioppia subpectinata, 390 nucleotides. NCBI's taxonomy places the organism in Eukaryota, Metazoa, Arthropoda, Arachnida, Sarcoptiformes, Oppiidae. The record is from the annotation of a GenBank genome assembly.